AUGGGUAACCCGGAUAUCGAGACGAGCUCGGCAGUUGCUCAGCGCGUGUCGGUGGAAAUCACCAAGACGCAAGUCGGAGUUGGCCGAGAGCAAUUGUCAGACGCUUUGCCGCCUCAUGCCGACUACGAAGGCGGCCAUCGGUGGGAUCCCUCGGCUACAUGGACUCCUGAAGAGGAGAGACGGGCAGUGCGCAAGACUGAUCUCAAGCUUUUGUCUUGGUUGUGUCUUAUGUUCUUUGGUCUGCAAUUGGAUCGUGGAAACAUUUCCAACGCGCUCGCUGAUGACCUCUUGACUGAUCUCGGAUUGACCACCGAUGACUACAACAACGGAACCACCAUUCAAGUCCUUUGCUUCUUGCUGGCUGAGUUCCCUGUUCAAUUCCUCACCAAGCGAUAUGGCUUCAAGCAUGUCCUUCCCACGCUCAUGGUCUGCUGGGGUCUCGUCUCAACCUUCCAAGCCUUCAUGACCGGACGAGCUGCUUUCUACGUCACCCGUGCUCUGAUUGGUACCUUUGAGGGUGGUUUCAUUCCCGGUGUCAUUCUCAUGGCGACUUACUUUUACACCUCGAAGGAGCUGUCUAUUCGACUUGCAGCUUUCUGGUCUACUCUCAACAUCGCCCGUGUCAUCUCUGCUCUCCUUGCUGCUGGACUGAUUGAGAUGCGAGGUGUCAACGGCCACCCUGGCUGGUUCUGGCUUCUUCUCCUCGAGGGUCUUCUUACCGUGGUCAUUGGUCUCGUCUCUAUGGCCUAUCUUCCUACCUCGCCCACAGGCACCAAGUCUCUCAUCUGGCGAAAGUCUUGGUACACUGAGCGUGAGGAGGUGAUCAUGAUCAACCGUAUCCUUCGAGAUGAUCCUGCCAAGGGUCUUACGGCAUUGAAGGAGCCUGCUACAUGGCAGGAUGUCAAGAACGCAUGGUCAGACCCUUCGCUCUGGGGUCUUUAUUUUAUCGGUCUCGUUGCCUACAUUCCCGCCGCACCUGUUCAGGCUUACUUGACUCUUACGCUCAAGCGAGUUGGAAAGUUCAGUACCUUGGCUAGCAACCUGCUCACUGCACCCUCUGCUGCACUCCAGAUCAUUACUAUGCUUGCGCUGGCCUACAGUUCCGAGUACUUUAACGAGAGGACGUUCCAUUGUCUGUUUGGGGAGAUCUGGUCACUUCCUCUUCUUACGGCACUUCUCACCCUUCCCGAUGAGGGCCGAGAAUGGGGACGAUUCUCUAUCAUUACUCUGAUCUCUGGAUAUCCCUACUUCCACCCUCUGGUUUCUUCUUGGAUUUCCGAGAACUCUUUCGACGUUAAGAAGCGAGCCAUUGCUGCGGCUACAUACAACGUCAUCGUUCAGAUGGGGAGCGUUACAAGCUCUCAGAUCUACCGCAGGUGGGAUGCUCCUUACUACAAAAACGGUAACAAGGUGCUCAUUUCGAUCCUGUGCCUCUCUGUCGUUGCAUUCAUCGCCCAGCGGUUCUGGCUCAUCCACCUCAACAAGAAGAAGAUCGAACAGUGGGAACAGAUGACACCAGAGCAGAAGCUCGAGUACCAGACUGACAAGGAACAGCGAGAGAUUGAUGGAAACAAGCGACUCGAUUUCCGCUUUGCUUACUGA
Molecule: messenger RNA, 1602 nt
Organism: Fusarium mangiferae
Lineage: Eukaryota; Fungi; Ascomycota; Sordariomycetes; Hypocreales; Nectriaceae
Exons: 3
Coding region: 1-1602 (533 amino acids)
Biological process (GO): transmembrane transport
Cellular component (GO): membrane
Molecular function (GO): transmembrane transporter activity
Source: RefSeq, a predicted model, not a curated record